GGUAAUUUACGAAUGGAGGAGUUGGUGUGAGGGAAAAAACAGAUUCCCUCGUCUGCUUGGUGCGCUUGAACUCUCUCUCUCGCCGUCUCUUUGUUUGCUCUUCCAGGAAAAUCUGUUUUCCCGGAAAUGGAAUUUCGAUGUCGUUUCUGCAUAUGAGAAGAGGAGGUACAUUUUUUAUUUGAUUGAAGAUUGGCCUCGAAAUCAGUAGUCUCUUGGCGUAAGAUCUCGGGACUGGUUUGCUUUAUUUUGUUUUUUUGCUUAUAUACAGUUGCCGGGUUAAUCCAUAACAUAGAGAAAUGGCGGGUAGUACUUCUGGUCCAGAGUGUGACAAUUUUGACUGGGACACUGAAGACGAGCUUGAAAUUGAGAACUUUCCUUUAUCUUCUUCAUCUCGUCUUCCACUUCCUAAUGGAGAAGCUAGAGGAAGUCCCGCAAAGGCUAUCUUAUCAGCAGUUUCUUCCGGACCCAAGUUGAUCGAUCAUUUUGUUCGGAUGGGGUUCUCUGAAGAAAUGGUUGACAGGGCAAUCCAGGAAAAUGGAGAGGAUAACUUGGAUUUGAUACUUGAAGCUCUUCUCAGAUAUACGGAAACUGCAGCAGCCGGUCCUUCCAACUCCAAAUGUUUUGAUCAUUUUGUAGGGAUGGGUUUUUGCGAGACGAUGGUUGCCAAAGCAAUAGAGGAAAAUGGAGAGGGCAAUACAGAUUCAAUAUUGGAAGCUCUACUCACCUAUUCGGCUCUUGAAAAAUCUCCCCAAGAACAGACCCAUUUUGAGUCAGACUACUGCUCUUCAGAAUGUGAAGAAAAUUUUCUUGAUGAUUACUCAGAUAUAGAUAUUUCUUCUGAGGAUGAGGAAACUAACGGUCCUGUGAAUUCUGAGACGAACAAACUUUUAUUCCUAGUGAAAAUGGGGUUCAAAGAAGGGGAUGCCUUAGUAGCGAUAGAGAGAUGUGGUCCAGACUCCACCGUUGAAGAGUUGACAGAUUUUAUAUCUGCAGCUCAAGUGGCAAGGGAUGCAGAUGCUCUACUACCCCCAGAAGAUACGCCAAUUCUAAGGCGUAGACAGCUUCUUGAUCGUGAUAUAUUGAGAAAGAAAAAGAAGGCGAGGGUUCAAAAUGAAGAUGACGAGACAAUUCGUCUACCGAAACCGAUGAUUGGGUUUGGAGUCCCUAAUGGACCAGCAGCCCCUCUGACCUAUAGAAAUCUUCCAGAGGCAGCCAUGGGGCCUCCCUACUUUUAUUAUGAGAAUGUGGCAUUGGCUCCAAAAGGGGUUUGGACAACUAUUUCAAGAUUCUUAUAUGACGUGGAGCCAGAGUUUGUUGAUUCAAAGUAUUUUUGUGCGGCUGCUAGGAAAAGGGGCUACGUCCACAACCUUCCCAUUCAGAACAGAUUUCCCCUUCUUCCUCUGCCUCCACAUACCAUACAUGAAGCAUUGCCCCUAACAAAGAAAUGGUGGCCUUCUUGGGACGAGAGGACUAAACUGAAUUGCUUACAGACAUGCAUUGGGAGUGCAAAACUGACAGAGAGAAUUCGCAAAGCUCUUGAACAGUAUGAUGGUGUUCCCCCAUUGAGUGUCCAGAAGUUUGUUCUAGAUGAAUGCAGGAAAUGGAAUCUGGUGUGGGUUGGAAGAAACAAGGUUGCACCACUUGAGGCAGAUGAAGUGGAGAUGCUUUUGGGUUUCCCCAAGAACCACACGAGGGGAGGUGGAAUAAGUAGGACUGACAGAUAUAAAUCUCUUGGCAACUCAUUCCAGGUUGACACAGUUGCCUAUCACCUCUCAGUCCUAAAAGACAUGUUCCCUGAAGGCAUCAAUCUUCUCUCUCUUUUUUCCGGGAUUGGCGGUGCAGAAGUUGCCCUUCAUCGGCUUGGUGUCCGUUUGAAAACUGUGGUUUCAGUGGAGAUCUCAGAAGUUAACAGAAAUAUCCAAAGGAGUUGGUGGGAGCAAACUGGCCAGAAAGGGAGAUUAAUUGACAUUGAAGAUGUGCAACAACUGAAUGCUGAUCGAUUGGAGGAGAUAAUGAGUAAUUGUGGUGCAUUUGAUCUAGUUGUUGGAGGGAGUCCAUGUAACAAUCUUGCAGGCAGCAACCGCCACAGCCGAGAUGGACUUGAGGGUAAAGAAUCAUCAUUAUUCUAUGACUAUUUUCGUAUUUUGGACUUGGUCAAGUGUAUGAUAACAAACAGGCAAUGACAUUGAUUUGAAAGAACAUAUUUGCAUAUGUGAACAGUAAUUUUUUUCUCCAUUCUCUGCUAA
This is a messenger RNA of Tripterygium wilfordii, 2246 nucleotides long. RefSeq names its product DNA (cytosine-5)-methyltransferase DRM1-like. Lineage: Eukaryota; Viridiplantae; Streptophyta; Magnoliopsida; Celastrales; Celastraceae. Gene Ontology annotation, cellular component: nucleus. The record is from RefSeq and is a predicted model, not a curated record. Gene Ontology annotation, molecular function: DNA (cytosine-5-)-methyltransferase activity. Bases 297 to 2183 code for a protein of 628 amino acids. The transcript is spliced from 13 exons.